Molecule: messenger RNA, 1419 nt
Organism: Suillus plorans
Lineage: Eukaryota; Fungi; Basidiomycota; Agaricomycetes; Boletales; Suillaceae
Exons: 4
Coding region: 314-1345 (343 amino acids)
Source: RefSeq, a predicted model, not a curated record
AUGAUGCAGUUGCUCAGAAUUCCGCUUUUUUUGCUUUUCGGUAUAUUUUGCAAAACCUAUCAUCUUGCUCGUUGAUGAGCUUCUUAAGCGUUUAUUUUGAAUUUGAGUGGGAGCAGGGCUGUGUGUUCUGAUGGUCGUGGCGCAGAACUUAUAAUCAAAUGCCCGAUUAGAUCUGUUGCUACGGGGCAUGUUGAAUGACAUUGACAGUACUAGGGUGACCACGCUCAGGCUGCUUCUCCCAAACACAUGAGCCACUCACCUUUCACCCUCUCUGCCUCGUGCCCCAACCCUUGUCGACACCCAAGGCAAUGAAAUGGCCUUCAAAAGCAAAAGCGUCAAGCGUUUCAGCGUUCGCGGUUUCCUCGCAGCGAUCCUGCACCCAUUCAUGACAUCCCCAACCGACGCCCCUGGGGUGUUCACCUUGGGCGAUAGCUACAACAACGUAGGAGAUUGGCACACGCUGCUCUUGAACAACGAGCUUUCUUCGCAGUGCGAGCUCGAACGCUUGGUCUGCUGCAAAUGCACCACCAGCGUCGAACAUGAAUUCUUGCUCCUCCAUUUCCGCCAUCCGACGCAACACCACGCUGUCGCUAUCCUAGUGUUGGACAGGACAUUUCGUCCGGAUUCUACAGAGAAUAAUAAUCGCAAUGGCUCGUCGAGAUCGGUUGGCAUUGGCCAAUCAACCGUAGUCUCCCCCUCCGUAUCUGCAACCCCCGCCCACGAUUCCAUCUUCACCACCCCCAACAACGGCUCUGCAAUCGAAUCAUACCUCACUAACCGAUAUGGCCAGCACAAGUACCUUUGUCACCUCGACUUUUCCGCUCCUGCUCGUCCUUCGGCGAUGCAAGUAUCCGUGCUGUUGUGCGUGCUCCGCAAGCAUUCUCCAACUUAUCAUCUGUGGCAAUACCAGUGUUACUGGUAUGCCUACACUGUUUGGGAGGCGCUCAAGACGCUUUUUCCUGGGUGCCGGGAGACAACGCUGAGCGAGGGGCGCUCUCGCUUUUGUGGGCAGGAGGUUAGGAAGGCGGAGAGUGUUGAGGCAGUAUGUGAGCUGUAUCGCGCCGAGUGGGCGCGUUUUGAGAAUGCGACGGAGGAGAGGAGGAGGGCGAAGGAGGAGGAGGUGCACCGGUUGAGGAUGGAAGGUUUGGUGGAGGGACGGGCUCAACGUCAAGCAGAGGUUGACGAAGAGAGGAGGCAACGAGAGGAAGCGGAGAGGAAAGUAAACGAGGCAGAGAGGAGAGCAGACGAAGAGAGGAGGCAAAGGGAGGAAGCGGAGAGGGAGUAUGAGGCUGAACUGAACCGAAUGCGAGCAAGAAUGGCCGAGCUCGAGCGCCGUGCAGUGUGAUACUGGUGUAACAAUUGCUCUCAUUUCCUCGUCAUCGACAUCCUCCUCACUAAUAGAUCCAGUUGCAAUGUACA